AUGAUACAAUUUAAAGUGUCUGCCCCAGGAAAAAUAAUUCUUUUUGGAGAACAUGCUGUGGUAUAUGGAAAAACAGCUGUUGCAGCUAGUAUAGAUUUACGUACAGUUCUGAAUUUCACUGAACUACCUGAAACAGAACAGAUUAUUAAGAUAUGUUUUCCUAAAGUAAAUUCAUUUAUUAAUGUAUCUUUGCAACAAAUACAACAUUUUUUUCUUACUAACAGUGAUAUAGAAUUCGUGGAAAAUUAUGAAAUGUUUUAUAAUAAAGUAAAAGAAUUUGUUUCCAUUACUAGUUAUGCGAAUUUACAACAAAAAUUAAGUCUAGAGGCAUUUUUUUAUCUUUUCAUUUACAUUACGCAGAAAGAAGAGAUCGAAGUAAAACCAUUUCAAGUUCAAUUAAAUACAGAACUGGGAAUUGGUUCUGGACUUGGUAGUUCUAGUUCCUUUGCUGUUUGUCUUGCUACGUGUUUUCUAUAUUGGUCGCGUUUGCAAAAGGGUAUUUACGAAAUAUUAGAUUUUUCUACCUUAGAUACUAUCUCAAAAUACGCUCUAAAUUGUGAGAGAAUUAUGCACGGAAAUCCAUCUGGAAUAGACAAUUCUGUCUGUACAUAUGGAUCGAUAAUAGAAUUCAAAAAGGGUGAUUAUGUAAAGACAAUAAGUAAUGUGCACACUCUGAAAAUUUUAUUGGUAGAUACAAGAGUGAAUAGAAGCACAAAAGCCUUAGUUGAAAGAUUAUUAGAAUUAAAGCAUAGAUAUCCAGUUAUUAUCGAUCUGAUUAUGAAUUCUAUAGAUAAUAUAUCCAAAGAGGCAAUUAAAAUUAUUGAAAAGUUGAAAACAGUUUCCAUUGAUGAUGAAUAUUUUUUUGAGGCAUAUAAGCAGUUAAUGGUAAGUAUUUUAUUGCUUUUUACAGAGUAAUGUUUCAUUCGUGGAGUUAAAAGAUUAG
Messenger RNA from Heterotrigona itama, 943 nucleotides. The record is from the annotation of a GenBank genome assembly. NCBI's taxonomy places the organism in Eukaryota, Metazoa, Arthropoda, Insecta, Hymenoptera, Apidae.